GAAUUAAAAAAAAUUGACAUCCAGAGAAUUAUGACCUAUUUUUAAGUCAUUUUUUAUUAAUUUUUGCAUGUUUUUAGGAAGUAGUUUAAAAGAGGUAGCUCUAGGAUUUAUAGGUUGUUUAUCAGGAUUCUUCUCAUAAAGUACCACAGUGAUGGAUCCCCAUGAAGUAGAAUUCCUAGGUGAAAAAAAGCAAGUAGAAAUAGUUCCCAACUUCAAUCUCGGUCAAGUCCACUUAAUUUCUGGUUCCAUUGGUCCAUUCCGGGCUGGUUUGCCUGUCAAGGUUCCCAUUUGGUUAGCCGUCACUCUCAAACAGCAGCAAAAGUGCCGAAUCCUGUCUCCAGAUUGGAUGCAGCUGGAAAAUCUCGAGGCAAUAAAAGAAAAUGAGAAACAAUCGAAAGAUUUCACGAGGAUGCCCAAUGAUCAUUACAUGGAUCAAGCUCACAUAUUGCUCAACGCUGCAUCCGACGAUUUGGUUGAGGUAGAUAGCAUUCGUACGUCUAUAAAAGAUAUCUGGGAUACGAGGAUGUCCAAGCUUCGCACUUCGAUUGAUGAGUUAUUUAGAGAUGAGAAUGGAGAGCAUGCUUUGUUGAAUAAUCUUACCUUGAUGGAGAUUGCUAGUGUUAGGUCACUUUUACCUAGUGCUAUGGAUCAAUUACAGCGGAUUAAGACUAGCGAAGAUCGUGUUAGAGGCUCUCAAACGCAGGACUCAUUGUAGGAUAAAAAUUUACGAAUUCAGAAAAUAAUGUUAAUUAAUUUAAAUCAUAAAACUGGUUUUUAU
Messenger RNA from Cotesia glomerata, 778 nucleotides. It is a transcript of the gene Psf2, whose product is annotated as DNA replication complex GINS protein PSF2. Gene Ontology annotation, biological process: DNA replication; double-strand break repair via break-induced replication. The transcript is spliced from 2 exons. The record is from RefSeq and is a predicted model, not a curated record. The coding region runs from base 152 to 715 and encodes 187 amino acids. NCBI's taxonomy places the organism in Eukaryota, Metazoa, Arthropoda, Insecta, Hymenoptera, Braconidae. Gene Ontology annotation, cellular component: GINS complex; nucleus.